CUCGCACAUGCGCACUGCAGAUAGGGCAGGGCUGCAGAUCGGGUUGUGACAGGAACUUUCCGGAUUUCAGUACUAGUAGGCCAUCUGUUAAAUGUAUAUGUUUUGUUUGUAAAACGUAAUAUGAGAUAGAUAGUCAUGCGUUACGAUGCUCGCAGUGUUUGUUGUCUUCGGGUGUGCGUCCUUCUUGGCACAAGGGCUCUGCUGUCGUCCUAAAGAAUAUUCUAGAGCUGGGCAAUGUUGUCCUAUGUGCAGCGAAGGAACCAUUGUUUCGAGAGACUGCACGUCACAGUCAGGCACACGCUGCAGCCGCUGUAAAAACGGGACUUAUAUGAACCAACCCAAUGGACUGGUUACAUGUUUCACAUGCACCUCCUGUGACUCAGGCAACGGUCUCUUUGCCCUGCAUGCCUGUUCAGAAACAACUGACACAGUCUGUGAAGUUAUAGAUGGGUAUUUCUGCAAAGUUUCAGAUGUGACAGGAUGCAGUGCAGCACAAAAACAUACACAAUGUGUACGUGGUGAGAGGAUAAAAGAACCUGGAACCAUCAGAGUGGAUGCACAGUGUGAGCUUUGCCAGUCUGGCUUCUUUUCAGAGCAUGGUGUGAAUUGCACGGACUGGACAACGUGCUCAGAAACCCAGGUAAAGCUGAAAGAAGGAAGCGAGAGCAGCGAUGUUGUCUGUGGAGGUUCUUCAAGAAGUCAUUACAUUGGCAUUCCACCAAUAUUAUUGUUUGUAUUAACAAUUGUUGCGCUUUUAAUUAAAGGGGGCCUACCAAAACCAAGGCCUGAAGGCGGGCCUGCUUCUGAGGAAUACCCAGGGAGCACAUCCCAUGGAGAGACGUCUUACUAAUGCUAAUGUUAGAACCAGAGAUACACAAGCUACCUACAGUUUUACAGCUCACACUCUGCAAACAUUUGAUUUUGUUCCGAUGCUUCUCAUAUUCAUGCACAUAUAUACAGAGAGGGAGAAUUAAACCAAACACCUAUUUUUUUAUAAAUGCUUUUUGUAAUAGACAUGCUGUUGUAUUUCAUGUUGUACAAAGUGUUAACAGCUAACCUCUACUUAACAGCAAUUUUGAACUCGUUCCAUUUUUACUAGCUUUUGUUAUGGUGUUAUUGUGACGUGAAUGUUGAAAAUUAAGUUGUACUAAUUCAUAUAAUAAUGUGUUUUCAUUAAUUAUUAACAUCAUUCCUUCUGAUUGACUAACCCAUCUGAAUCUCAAAAGUGUGCCAAAUUGAUUGAAGAUAUUGUAUUUUUCACUGUCAGGAUUUUUCUUUACAAUAAAAUAAUUGAAGUGGUC
Molecule: messenger RNA, 1301 nt
Organism: Trematomus bernacchii (emerald rockcod)
Lineage: Eukaryota; Metazoa; Chordata; Actinopteri; Perciformes; Nototheniidae
Product: tumor necrosis factor receptor superfamily member 14-like
Exons: 7
Coding region: 146-850 (234 amino acids)
Biological process (GO): defense response to Gram-negative bacterium; negative regulation of alpha-beta T cell proliferation; defense response to Gram-positive bacterium
Cellular component (GO): external side of plasma membrane
Molecular function (GO): protein binding
Source: RefSeq, a predicted model, not a curated record